GUUAGGAGGCGGGCAGUGUCCCUGUAGCAGCAGUUCGUUUAGAGCUUCACCGGCUCUCCGCGUUCUCGGUUUGUUUUUCUGUGAGAUAGGCAGUGCUCGCCCGGUGCCCCUGCAGCCUCCGCAGGUGACCACGGCGGCGGCGGCUUCGCGCCUGCUGUGCCGCGCCACACUGCUUCGAGCGGGAGAAGGGACGGGUGGGAGGCUGAAGGGACCUUGUCUUUGUACCAGCUGACGCUAUCUGGUCCACCCGGUUUCAGUCGUUGUUUCCAAGGGCGUCUGAGGAGAGGGUCGGCGGGAAGGCGAGGCGGAGUCCGCUGCACUCGAGUCAGACCACAGCAGUCUACAUGAACUAAGCUGAUUUUAUCAACACCUCCUCCCCAUCAAGUUUUGCAGUACAUCUGGAGUGCCUGGAGAAGUUUAUAGAUUUCUUCGAGUGAAGGGACAUGUCCUUGUUUAAAGCUCGUGACUGGUGGUCCACUCUUCUGGGAGAAAAGGAAGAAUUUGAUCAGGGCUGUCUGUGUUUGGCCGAUGUUGACAACAGUGGAAGUGGGCAAGACAAGAUUAUUGUGGGCAGUUUUAUGGGCUACCUUAGAAUCUUCAACCCCCAUCCUGUGAAAACGGGAGAUGGAGCUCAGGCUGAAGAUCUGCUUUUAGAAGUGCAUCUGCGAGACCCGAUUCUUCAGGUGGAAGUAGGAAAGUUUGUGUCAGGUACUGAACUGCUUCAUUUGGCUGUGUUGCAUUCUAGAAAACUUUGUGUCUACUUUGUCUCAGGAACCUUGGGUAAUGUGGAACAUGGGAACCAGUACCAGAUCAGACUGAUGUACGAACAUCAUCUUCAGAGAACAGCCUGCAAUAUGACCUGUGGGCCGUUUGGUGGUGUGAAAGGUCGAGAUUUAAUCUGUAUCCAGUCCAUGGAUGGGAUGCUGAUGGUGUUUGAGCAGGAGAGCUAUGCUUUUGGGCGAUUUCUCCCUGGUUCUCUUCUGCCUGGCCCUCUUGCUUAUAGUUCCCGAACAGAUUCCUUCAUUACUGUCUCUUCCUGCCGGCAAGUGGAAAGUUACAAGUACCAAGUACUUGUUUUUGCAACAGAUGCAGAUAAAAGGGAGGAAACUGAGCAGCAGAAACUUGGUUCUGGAAAAAGACUGGUUGUGGAUUGGACCCUAAAUAUUGGAGAACAGGCCCUUGAUAUAUGUAUUGUGUCUUUUAAUCAGUCAACAUCUUCUGUUUUUGUUCUUGGUGAAAGAAAUUUUUUUUGUCUGAAGGAUAAUGGACAAAUUCGAUUCAUGAAGAAGCUUGAUUGUAGCCCAAGUUGUUUUCUUCCAUAUUGCUCAGUUUCUGAGGGAACAAUAAAUACUUUGAUUGGAAACCAUAACAGCAUGUUGCACAUUUAUCAGGAUGUGACACUGAAGUGGGCCACUCAGCUCCCCCACAUUCCUGUGGCAGUGAAAGUGGGUUCUUUGCACUAUAGUUCUUCCUAUCCAAAAGGAAGCGACUUAAAGGGAGUGAUAGUGACCCUCAGUGACGACGGCCACUUGCAGUGCUCCUACCUGGGGACGGAUCCUUCCCUGUUCCAGGCUCCAAAAGUCGAAUCUAGAGAACUAAACUACAAAGAACUUGAUGCAGAGCUGAAAGAACUUCAGAAAAUCAUUAAAGAUGUUAAGUCACAAGGUGUUUGGCCGAUGACUGAGAGAGAAGAUGACUUAAGAGUUUUUGCCACGGUUUCUCCGAACUUUGAUUCAGUGUCUCAAGCCACUGAUGCUGACAUUGGAACUGACCUCGUCCCUUCCAUCACAGUGAAGGUUGUACUGCAGAGCCGACUGGCUCUGCAGAAAGUCAAAUUGUCAGUCUAUGUGCAGCCACCACUAGCACUGACUUGUGAUCACUUCAGCUUUGACUUCAUGGCACCGGAGACAACUAGAGAGGUAGCCUUUUCGGUUUAUUUGAAGAGAAGUUAUACACCAUCCGAACUGGAAGGAAAUGCUGUUGUUUCUUACUUCAAACCCACAGAUCGAAAUCCUGAUGGCAUUCCUCGAGUUAUCCAGUGUAAAUUUAGACUCCCCCUGAAGCUAAUCUGCCUACCAGGUCAGCCUUCAAAAUCUGCAAGCCACAAACUAACCAUUGAUACCAACAAAUCUCCAGUCAGCCUUCUCAGUCUCUUCCCAGGCUUUUCUAGCCAGCCAGAUGAUGACCAGGUGAAUGUGAUGGGCUUCUGCUUCCUGGGAGGCUCUAGAGUUACUCUUCUGGCUUCCAAAACCUCUCAACGAUACCGUAUUCAGAGUGAACAAUUUGAAGAUCUUUGGCUCAUAAUAAAUGAGCUUAUUCUUCGCCUUCAUGAAUAUUUUGAAAAACAGGGAAUCAAAGAUUUUUCGUGUUCUUUUUCUGGAUCUAUGCCCCUUCAGGAAUAUUUUGAGUUGAUUGAUCAUCAUUUUGAGCUGCGGAUAAAUGGCGAAAAACUAGAAGAGCUGUUGUCUGAAAGAGCUGUACAAUUCCGAGCCAUCCAACGUCGGCUAUUGACGAGGUUCAAAGAUAAAACACCUGCCCCGCUCCAACAUCUGGACACUUUGCUGGAUGGCACUUACAAGCAGGUAAUCGCUCUGGCAGAAGCAGUGGAGGAAAACCAAGCCAAUCUGUUCCAGGCAUUCGCCAGGCUGAAAAGUGCCACCCAUUUGGUGAUCCUGCUGAUUGGGCUGUGGCAGAAGCUCAGUGCUGACCAGGUCGCUAUUCUGGAAGCAGCAUUUCUGCCACUGCAGGAGGAUGCGCAGGAGUUGGGUUGGGAAGAGACUGUGGAUGCUGCUGUGUCCCACCUAUUAAAGACUUGCCUGUCAAAGAGUUCCAAGGAGCGGGCUUUGAACCUCAGCAGCCACCUGGAUAUGCCCAAAGACACAAGCCGGCUCAAGAAACACAUCACCCUGCUGUGCGACAGACUCGCCAAAGGAGGCCGUCUCUGCCUCAGUGCCGAUUCGGCCGCCCCGCAGACCAUCAUCAUGCCAGGACCCGGAAGGACCCGUGCCCUCCCCUUGACCUCAGGUCGCCUUGGCCCCGCAGGUGGCUGUACUCCGAUCCCAGAGUCAGACCUGGAGGAGAGAUCGGCAGAACAAGACUCCACAGAACCAUUUACCAACCACAGACUCCUCAUGGCAGAGCCCCCUACGCCUGAAGAUUCUGCCUUCCAAGGGCUUUUGGAAUAGUAGAUAGAGCCAUCUGGUGGAGAGGAAGCUGCCUUCCCCAGGCUGAGCCUCGUGGACCCCGUGUGGCAGGUGUGGGUUGACGGUGCUAUGCAGGGCUCACCAUGGGAUGACGCUCUGUGAAGAUGGGGACCCGACCUCCGCUCUGCUGAGGACCUGGAGCACCACGGCUGAGGUCAGCUGAGAGCCUAGAGUUGUCUCUGCUCUUGGUCAUCUGUGUGCAUAGAGUCACGAUAGCAAGCGGACAUAGUUAGGGGCAGAUUGUAAUACAAAGACCUAGAUCCAAAAUAAUUUGACAUUUUAUUUUUUCACAGGAUUCUUAUACAGUAAAUGUACCAAUUUUAUUAAAGCAUCUGACUCUCAAUCUUGCAGUGGACCUAUAAUCUGAGGUUCUAUAGGCGUUUUCUCUACUUCGUUGUUUGAAAGGAAUUGAAAAGUUUGCUACACUGUGGUUAGAGUGAAUGUUGAACUCAAGUGUGAACCAGGCUGACCUCAAAGGUGUAUGGAUUACAGGCAUGUGCCACCACGCCCAUUUUAAAUAAAAUAACUGCAAUGGAGCUUUCAUCUGCUUUGCUGUAUUAGACUAAAAAAUGAAAACUGAUGUUUUCUAAUAUUAGAUAAAAAUUUAAAAUAUUUGUCUCCUCUUUUAUUAUGUAAUGGGUAUACCUUUUAAAAAUUCAGAUUAUAAAAAAACUCAUACCUUAUUACAGUUAAAAUUUAAGAUUUUAUAUGUAAGAAAUAAAACUGAUUUUUUUUCUAUUUCAAAGAAGAA
Molecule: messenger RNA, 3954 nt
Organism: Cavia porcellus (domestic guinea pig)
Lineage: Eukaryota; Metazoa; Chordata; Mammalia; Rodentia; Caviidae
Gene: Bbs9
Product: Bardet-Biedl syndrome 9
Exons: 26
Coding region: 444-3185 (913 amino acids)
Biological process (GO): cilium assembly
Cellular component (GO): BBSome; membrane
Source: RefSeq, a predicted model, not a curated record